This is a messenger RNA of Caenorhabditis auriculariae, 13875 nucleotides long. Lineage: Eukaryota; Metazoa; Nematoda; Chromadorea; Rhabditida; Rhabditidae. The record is from the annotation of a GenBank genome assembly.
AUGGUGGAGCACGCGGUCUACAGAGAAUGUCGGUUUCUGCCACUUCCGUCGCCCAAAUACGUAUGUCUUGCUCCCUUGGAUUGAUAGAAUAUUCAUUCAUUAGUUUGAACGUCAACAAAGCUCAAACUCAAUAAAGAAGUGCCUAAAGAAUAUUAUUUUCAUGAAGUGUCGAGAUGAACUGGCGGCGUCAUGCUCAGAUUUGGCAGAGUUGGUAUUGGCCCUCCAUUCCAAUGCUCCGGUAAGCUCUCAACUGAAACUUUACUAUAGGAGUUACGAUUUCAAUUUAUCGUUAUUGUUGUAUUGAAGCAUUGCGAUUGUUUUUCCCUUUUUUGUAAGAAGAAUUUGUGAAAAUUUUCGGGGACAAGUUUUAUUUCAAAGUUUUAUUUUUAUUUUCACACUAACAACCAAUUCAAAUGUGUGCACCCAGGACUUGGUUAGUUCAGAAGCGGUUGACUGAAAAAUGGUACGAAGUUCAGGAGGAAUUGUUUUCUUUUUUUUUCGAGAAUACUGAAAAACUCGCUUGUUAAUCGCAGUUUUGAUAGCGCCAGCUGAAAAAAUUGAAGAAUUUUCGAGAUCCUCACCCUGCCUGUUAUAUUCUUUCCGCAUGAGGGUUGAAAGAGUUCUCGUGAAAAACAGAACAAAUCUCACGACGUGUCACGAAAACUGCUGAAUAUUACUUCUGGCGCCAAAUUGCCCAAAUGGCCCAAAUCCAAAGUGGCAAGAAAUUAGCGCCUACGGCAGCGGAAGUCAUUCUUCUACACGCUAUUCCUUAUCAGAGAGUGUAGCUUCCACAAAAUCAUUAUUGUCUUCAUGUUCAGCACAUCGGUAUGUCCCCAGUAGGUCUGAAAUUCGCAUUAGUCUUUUACGUUAUGAAACUUCUCCCUUCUUUAUUGGAUUGGAAUAGAGCUAAUCAGAAAGAAUAUUCUUUACCAAAAUUCUGAACUUGCGAAAUUUAUACGAAAUAACUGCAUAUUUUGCGAGAAAGGCGAGGAAAAGACAAAACUUUUUGUCAAAGUGAUUCACGGCGCAAUAUUUUGCAUCGCGUCCCCGUUCCCGCAUGGUAUUCGAUUUAUUCUUUGUUUUUUUGUUCAAACCUUCUUUUUCCUCAAUUAGAUUUUGAAUUCCUUUUUUGAUAGUUGACAUCCUGCAAUAUUAAACUAUUAUAGAAAAUUUUGAUCAUGAUCACGAGUUCUUUUUUUUUGGUUUUCUGUUAUGACAUUUUUAAAUAUUCCAGCAAUCAUAACUCCGGAAUAAGGUUAUGGCGAGUAAGAACUCGACCAUAUACCAUUCUGAUUUAUUGGAAAUCUGUUAUUUUGCUUCGCAGGUGUUCUUGAGGGAACUGUGCAGAAUGUGACUUUAAAAUUGGAUGUAUUAAUCUCUUGUAUUAAUAUAAGUAUCGACGCCGGCGUCACUGUCGGUAUCUCACGUUGCUAAUUUUAGAGCGCACAAGACGAGAUGUCGCUGCGGGAGGCGGCGGAGCGACGGUCUCAGUUUGCACGGCUUCCAGCGCGUUCUGUAAGUGCGCCGCCUCGAAAAAAGUGGUUUCGGAAAGAACGCGCAACAUAUGGUAAGCUUCUGGUAAUUUUUUUGAACAAUGAGGAAAAACUUUGAAGAGUAGCUCUCUAUGUUGCUUGAAUGUGUCGUCUUCAAUCAUUACCUCAACAUAACUUUUUAGUAGGUAUUUCAAAGAAUUUUUUCACAUUUAUUUUGCUUAUCGUACAAUUGGUUUUUAUAAGGAAAGAAGAACGUCAAAACCAAUUGGAGAUGAGGGUGUAAGUUCAUAAAAGCUGUAUUUAUUACUGGGUUACACGUGUUUAGAGCAGAGCUGCUGAUCAGACCGGGGCGACCGCAACGCGCUCCGGGGCGCCCCGCCCCGCGAAGCGGUCACACUGUUAGAAGAUUUCUGGACAUUUACUCAAUGAUAAAAAUGAAUUUUCGUUUUCCUCGAUUUCUUUGUCAGUCGAAACUCUGCGGAUUAUUUCACUUAAACUUCAUUUUAACUUCUUUACUCAGCUAGCGGGGCGGGGCGCCCCGGGGCGACUGCUCAAAAUAGCGGGGCGUCCCGUCAGCAGCACUGGUUUAGAGCAUGACUUCGACCAGAUAUGGGAGAUUCCAGAAGUCGCUUAUGAAAAGUUAAGGUCUGAUUCAAAUUUUAAACUUCUUCAAAGCCUGAGUUUCCGAAAGUUCUCUGAACAAAAGCUAAUAUUUUUUGGCCGUUGUUGCGAGAAGGAUAUUCUAUUCUUCCAGGCUCUCGCUUUUCGACGCUGAUAGAGAAUAAAUUUCUUUAAUGAUAAAUAAUAUUUUCAAAGUUCUGUUUCAAGUCUGACUAGGGUAUGGUAUCUCCUGAUUAUUGACCUGAAAAUUGAGAGUUUGUGGGUUGGGCCUAGGUAAGCUUUCUCAAAAUCAGAAAUAAAAUUCUGCUACACCGCACAGGCAAUCGAGGAUAAGCUCGUUGAAAUUUUCCAGCGAAAGUUAUUGAAAUCAGCCAAAAGGAUUUGAACGAUGGUCAAAAAGUGGAUAGUGCGCAAGACCACUACCACUAUACCACUGCGCAGCUUGCUUGCCGGAGGCCUUGAGUGCGGCCCUUUACGCGCUGGAAAACUUUCGACUACUUUGCCUAUGGAAUUCAGCAGAUUCCAUUUUUGAUUCUCAGUACUCUUAUAGUCUGUGUGCCACGACUUGAAAUUUCACCGGGCGACAUUCCGCUGUUCCGCAGCGCGCCUUUGCGAACCUUGGUCGCGCUUUUAACUUUUUUCUUUUAUUAAGGUGCUCUACUUUUCUGUGCUACCACAGUAAAUCAUUUGAAAGCGUGACCUAUAUUUGAAAGACGCUUCGCGAACGCGCGCAGCUGAACAGCGGAAUGUCGUUCGGUGAAAUUUCAAGUCGUGGCACACAGGUUAUACCUAGGCAUAUCGAGAUCAAAACCUCCCAAUUCUCAACUCGAUGUCCAGUGCAGAUACCCUAGGGAGAGAGUAGUAUUUUUCUUACGAAACGACCUAAACCCACAAAAAUCAUCUGCCCAGAUACGGUUUCGGUGUAGGUUAAUUCUGUUGAAAUAACGACGAAGUCGACUGAUUUUAGAAGUGGCAGGACGCUCGAGCACCGGCAACGCGGUCUGCGACGAGUUCACACGGAAGUUGGUGGCGGCCAUCACCACGUGGCACGACAUCCAUUCCAGUCUUCUGCGUCUUUCUAUCGGUUCCCUUUCUUGACUUGCCGGGGAUUCGCAUUACGCCGAUUGGCAUGUCCGUCGAGACGACGCAGCUCAUACACGAUUCCAUUCAACUCUGCGCGUCGCCUUGACUGUGCCUGACGGCUUUCGUCAUCAUAGCUGAUUCACUUUUGGCUUGACACAUUGUGGAGCAGUUGAAUUAGACGAUACGUUUUUGAGAAGAUUAGCAAGAAAAUGGUAUCCGUUGCGGAUUCAUACUUUUUAUGAGUCUUCAGAACAUUGUCCACGUUUCAGCGUAAGAAUGAUUUGAAAAGUUGAAAAUUUUUAAAAGUUCAAAGAUGAUCUUCACAACGCUAUAUGUACCAACGUGUGAAUGCUCUCAGCUCAAAGUGGUGUCUCUGAAUGAGAUCAUGUUCACUAGAGAAAUAUUUUAAGCUGAUUCCGAAUCACUCUCAAAAUGCUCUCAAGUUCUGCGAAAAAAGGUUGAUUACUUUUCGAUAAAUUCGAUAAAUUCCUGAUUGCGCUUGUUUUUGGAUUGCGAACCGACUCGUCAACAGAUCUGCCAUUUAUCUCAUAAAAGUCCUCCGAAAAUUUGUAUGGAGAUCUAAGAACUGUGUGAUCUCGCAGAAUAGCUAGGAAAUUUUCCGGGUAAUUGGUUUUACAGCUUUUCCUUGGGGAUGGGAUGAAUCAUUAAUAUAUUAUUAAAAACUAUGGGUUUUGAGCGAGUCCGUCCAAAAAGCUGACGGUUAUGUCGAAGUUUAGAAGGAACACAACGAAUUUUUUUCAGAACGGUCCUCAUCGGACGAAUCGAUAGCCGUUCUGUCCAACCAAUCAAGUGAAUCUGACGAAGAAGGUGGCUUUACUGACAUUUUCCGAACAUGUAAAAUGAGGAUUUCCAACUUUUCGAGCUUUCUCAGAACAACGCGUGGACUUCCCCCAAGCGUCCCGCUUUUCCAUAUCCAAUCCUGAACUGACCGACAACCAGCUCAAGCAAAUGUUUCCGGAUCUUUCUGAGCAUUGGAGGUACGAUACUAUAAGAAUAUAGUGUACAUUUUGACACAUUUUUCUGAUUUUUUUGAGUUUUGAAGGUCUCCUUCGCUUUCAGAAAAAAAUUAAAAUUUGAAAUAAAAAAACAAUCAUUUUUUUACAAAUCUCUGAGGAAAGGGAAAGAAUGAGAAUAAGAAAAAAAUUCCAAAUUUCGAAAAAAAGAAUUUUUACUAGACGAUAAUCCUAUUUUAAUUUUAUUAAAUUUUUUUUUUUCAUGACAUGAACUUCACUAUUAUAUUUAACCUCCGCCCACGUAUGUUUCAUAUUUAAUGUUUCAAAGUUUUACUUUCUGAACUGAAUGUUUCUCGAAAAUAGUUCAUUAGUGAGAAAAAUUAAGAGUUGGAAGAAAUGGAAAAGUUAUUUUCUUCUUACUAUCCGUAGACUAAAAAACUUGUCACGUGUCGAGAAACUGUUUUGCAGCAUCUCAUUUUCCUUUCGGAAAAAGAUUUCCAUGGGAUAUGUCGGACCGGAAAUGAGCUUAUACGUGAAGUAGUGCGAAGGUACGCAUGAUAUUAUAAUGCUGUGCCUCUGCCUAAUCUGCCUCUCUUUUCGUCAGCCAGGUCCUGGCCUAAUCGCAUUUCGUCCCGGCACACCUGCUUCGAGAGUGCAGCAGAAAAAACGUUCAGCUUUGAAAAAAAAAAAUGAAGUUUCAAGUAAUUGAGUUGCAAAUUUAAGAGGAUAAUAUAUAGAAUGAGCGUAAAAGUGUGUUACCAUUCUAUGAAAAAAUAAAUAUUGAAAAAAAAAGAAUAAUGUUCAGGAAAAUACAUUAAUCCAUUUCAGGAAUUAAAAAAGAAGAUUAUGGCGGAAAUGUUGAGAAACGUGGCUCAUUAGCUACAAGUACACAAAAAAAGUGACGAAAACCGAAGACGCCAUUAAUGAGCUUUCGACGACCCAUCGGCUUAAUUUCCUCCCAAAAAUGAGGAGGGAGAAUGUCAUCGAGUCUUCCCUGCAACUCUUUUUCCGAGCCUUUCUCUCUUUUGACUUUGGCAGAGCAGGAGGUGUGGCCUUAAUCUCGACGGCGAAAAUUUCCUCACAGCGACAUAAUCCCCUGUAGGUGCGGCGCAGGAUGGCUCGAGCUGCCGCCGUUCUCCAACCGUUCUGCUGACUAUUGGCUUAGCCGCAGGUAUGAUGGCGGCGCUGCGCAAAGACAGCGACGACGUCUUCCUGCCCUCGUUGUCUUCGCCCAAGAAGCGAGACCGCAAGAAGAAGAAGACCGUCGAGGCUGUACAAAGCAACCCGUUGUGUCGAAUAGAAGGCCCAAGUACUUCGACGUCUCCAAAGACACCCAAACGCAACAAGAAACGAGCUUGGCGUGGAGAAUCGGCGGCGAGAAAACUGAGCGAGGCACUUCCGGCCGCUCUACGAAGUCCCACGCAGAUUCUGCGACGAGCCAAGAAGCCUCUUGGACCGAGUCUCAGUUGGGAUCCAGAACGACGCAGCAGCCGAUCACCUUCCUCGACGGCACGCAGCCGAGUCCAUUCAGACGGCAGUUCUGAUGGAGGAGUCGUCCUUGACGAGGAGCCUCAUGGAAUCAUCGAAGAGCCGCGUUUCGAACUCGAGCUCAGCUGUGUACAUUGUGCCAUGGCGGCCGACUACCGUCGUCGCAUGCUCAAGGUCUGUUUUUCGAAUCGGAAGGGAUGUCGCUCCAGCUAUCAGUUUGAAGUUUUUGAACAGUAUAAUGAAGGGCUCAUAGAAGGCGUUGAAAUUUUUUCAAAGGUGAACUUUCAAUAUUUUAAAUAAAAGUCGAGGUACUUGUAUGUUGAAAAGAGUCUUUUGUUAACUUUUGGAAAACUGAAUGAUGUUAAAUAUUUGAAAAUGAUCUAAAUUAAAGUACAAUUUCUGUUUUUUGUUGACGUUUUUUUUGAAUUGUUCAUUAAAAUUGAGUUUCAACUAAUUAUAACAAACAAGGUCACGUGAGUCGAUAAUUUCAAGAUUUAUCCCGUUUUUCAAUAACAAAGUUACUUACGUAUUUACACUUCACUGAAGAUGAUUAUUUUCACGACCGUUUCAAAUAGACUACAAGGUUAAUUAUUCUUAGUCAGGCGUGAUUUUCAAAGUUUGCAUUAAGUACAGAUAGGAGGCUUGUUAGAAUCGUUUUAUCACGAGAAAAAGGGAUAAAUAUCGUUUUUGACAAAAAAAAUUCAAGAGUUGGAAACUUUCUAUCAUCCUGUUUGUUAGCGUUUCCAAACGUAUGUUUCACGGUGUCAGUAGAAACUUUCAGACGGAAAUUGAGAGCGCGGUGAUGCGACUGGCGCGGCGCCUCGGCAACGGACGCAGCGGUUGGCACGAAGAGCCGAAGGCGCCUCGAGGGACGACUCCGGACAUCGUCGUCUCGUCCAUCUCCUCCGACGAAGAGGACCACUCCGUCGACCGUCACACCAGCUCCGAACGCGGCUCCUCACUUCAGACUUCUGAAACCAGGUCUCUUUUCGAGAAAAACACUAGGCUUGCGAGUAAAAAAAAACAAGAAAAAACACGAAACUUCCUCAUUUUUAGCCAGACUCGAAAUAUCUAGAACAAACGUCGGCCAAAUUCUCUUUUUGUAAAAAAUUCCACUUAUUCUCCCUCUUUCAAACUAUCAACGUUUCGAUAUUAAAAGAAACGGCUGAGAAGAAAUUGAAGAUUUGUGGAGGGAAGUGUGCAAAAAGUAGUUAUUAAAAAAACUAGAUUGGAAUUUAGGCCUAGUUUACUUUUUGAGUUCUUGUAAUUUUGUAUCUAUGUCUCAAAUCUUUUUCUUCAAAUCCUCGUCUCCCGUCCUUCUGUCAAGCCAUGAUUUAUUAAGUUUUUUUUUUCCGAAUACACGGUUUUUACACAUUUGUCCGUUUGUUCGAUGCUCGACUGUUCUAGUUACUUGCUCAUAAAGGCCGAUUAAAAAACCUCGCGCUAAAGUGAGUAGGAAUUACUUCCUUGCACAAACUUCUUGUCACCAGAAAACCUCAAUUAGAUUUGAUCGAUGCGCGUUUUCCUGCUCUUUUUUCUCUGUUCUGUAAGCCUCAUGUGACAUAUGUGGAAAAAAAAAGUGAGGAGAUAAGCGGGCGGAUUAUCACGUUUUUCGCUGUGGAUUAGAUAAGUGAGGCUUCACAGGCUAACCUCAUUCAGCUAAUAUACGUAACUCCGCAUCUAACUGAAUAAUCGACCUGAGUGUAUCGGUACAAAAGUUUGGACUUGCCAGGCACCGAAGAUAACUCUAAAAGAUCAUCUUUUUGAAAUGUUCUCAGUAAUAUCAAUUUCUUUCUGAACUUUUUUUUCUUUGUUUCAGGACGCAGUUAAAAUGCAUUAACUAUCCAUUUUAAUCAAUUAAGAAUCUGAAAAAAACUGAGAAGCUGGUGGAAAACAAAAAUUCGCAAAUGGAAAAGAAGCUCUUGUUGUACUAUAACGAAAAAUUGGUUGGAUAAGUGCUAACAAAUAAAUGGUUAGCCAAAAAGUGGCCUUUUUUCUAAUUUCUAAUAAUCGAAAAGUAAUGCAGAACACUAUUUUUAACUCUUGAGAUGGAGUUGAAAUGUUACCGAGUAUAUUGAAGAAUAAACGAGAAACUUUUUUUAUACCUAUUUUUUUAGUAUUUUAACGAUGUUUUGUUUUUCACUGAAAGUAUCGCUUUCCUUAAGUUAUAGUAAAAAUAGUAUUCAGGCUUCGAGGAAAUUUCUAAAACUUUGAGAAUAUUAUUUAAUUUUUCAAAUUAAUUAUUUUGAGGAGAAUAAUAAACUAUUAAAUUUUUGAGGAGAUUAUUUUUAAUAAUUUUUUUAUAAAUUUUUAAUUUAGGUGAGACAUAGAAAAAAAUUAAUUGAAAAAAAGAAUCCACGAGCUCAGGAAAAUUCUUUCGAUUAAAUUAAAUUUUUGCAGCUCGCCAGGAUCUUCGUCGGCGUGUGGAUCACCACGUGUAGUGCGCAACGGCAACGACAUCACGUUUGAAACGCCGGCGUCGGACGCCGCGACGCCGCCUUCGCCGCUGCGACUACGACCACCAGCUCUGCUUUCGCCGUACCCAGACUCUGCGUCGCCUCCGCGUUCCAACUCUGUCGACUUGUCAACCUUGCGUCGGGACAUCGAGCUUCUGAGCGUUUCCUCGGGGGAUUCCGAUGGUGCCUCGGAAACUGAUUUCGAGCCGCCGACGCCGGCUGAAUCUGUCCGCACCUUUCGCUCAAAGAGCCAUGAUCCAGCUGCCACCGCUUCUGUUUUGCGUCGUCCCAGUCGAAUAGAGCAUUUGUCUGAACUGUUCAGGUGCUCCGGUUGGAACAGCCAAAAGCAGUUCAAUGAGAAAAAUAGCGGAUAUUCACAGUUGAUAACAUUUUUGAAAAAUAAAAUUCGUGAAAAAAUAAAAAUCCGAAGCUGAAAUACCAAACUAAGAAUAUAAAUUAUUGAUUAAAGUUCAAAGGAUGUGAGAUUUUUCGUCAAAACACUAGAUCCACAAGAAUUAAAUCUUUAAAAUCUCAUUUUUUCAAAUAUUUAUUUUCCGAUAAAAAUUGCAUCAAAGAUAACAAGGUAUCAAGGACAACCGAAAACGAAGGAGCCUUCCUGAAAAAUAUGAAUUUCAAGAUAUUCAACUACCAGAGAGUCUAACUCGAGUUCAAAAAAACAUUUUUUGGCAAUUAUAAAGUUUUGAAAUGAAGAAGAAAAUAGCCAGUUGUUUUUGAAAAAAAAAAAUGAGGAAAAAUUAUGAGAUAAAGGAGUGAAGAAAUCUAAUUCUGAUAUCUUUCUUUCAGAAAAGCGCUGGCUAAAUCUCCAGUUGUGCGCCGUUCGGCGGUCGAUCAGGAGGUGCAGCUUCUCAACAAACAUCGCACGAGUCGAUAUUGGUUGGAUGAACAGGUGAGGGCCGAUGAGAAUAGCGAACAACAAUCGAAUUUCCUUAUCCAUCAAAAAUCUCUUCCGCAAAAACUAUUUCUUUUUUUGUUUCUGCAGAUUGAUUGGCUUUAAUUGUCUUUUCUGAAAGCAGUUUUUGCAGAUCCAGCCGUCGGAGCACAUCUGGCUGCCCUCGGCGACGAGUUCUUCGGCCUCUGCGGACUCGGAGUGCUACGUCGGCGAGAAAGACUGCCGACGUCAGGGAGAGAAACGCCGUUGCGCGGCCUGUCAUGUCGUCGCUCAUGCCGCCUGCUUUCCUUUGCUCGCCAAGGUGAACCAGUACACCGCUCUUGGAAAAUUGGAAAUUUAUAGCUCGGUCUCAACUGCAAAAUGACGUUUCGGGACUACGCGAUGAAAAAAUCGGUGCCGAAGGAGUCGCUGGACGGACUCACGUUGCACCACUGGGUCCACAAGGUUCUUUUCUCUCGAAUCAUGUCCACCAACCUUUUUUGGUUCUUCAGUGGAGGCACGAAGGUCGUUGCAACGGCUGCGGGAAAUCUUUUCAACAAAAAAUGUUUUUCCAGGGAAAAGAGAAAAAGGCAAGACACUCUUUAUGAAAGAAAUCAGAACCGGAAGUGUUUCGAGAGGCUGGAAUGCCGAAAAAACUAGAAAUUUUAUUAAUGAAAAAUGAAUAAAGGUUUGCUAAAAUGGAAAGAAAUAUUGAAAAAAGUUGAGUUUAAUUUAUAUUUGUAAUUCUGAGUAAAAUAACUGUAUGCAUCCUGAAAAAUAACUGGAUUAUUUUUUUCAGCUUGAAUAUAUUUGUGAAAGUAGCUGCUAGCGAGCGAACAGAAAGCUAGUUUAAAGCUAGGAAAAAUGUUUUUUUUUAGUUUUUCUCAAAUUCUUGUGAAAAGUACACAAUCUGAAAGAUAUGAUAUUUCUACUUCAAUUCAGUAUGUAUUAUUUUGUUUGUACGUGAAUGAAUUGCCAAAAAAGCUUUAUUAUUGCAAAUUAAAAGACGUGGCCUGGUAGCAGUGUGCCCGAGUUAACUUCUCAUGCGCAAAAAGAUAAAAAAAAGUUUUUGAUUUGAGGAAACGAUUGCGGUGACGUGUUCGUGGUGCAAAGAGUCUUACCACCUGAAGAACUGUUUCUCCAAGGAGAAACUCGCUCAGAAGUAAUAGCUUUUUUUGUCUCUUCGUUGAGUAGAGAUUGAGGUGUGAACGCGGAACUCUACGGGAGAUGGUAGUUCCUCCCAACUGGAUCUUACGACUUCCGAACAGGAAAAGAAAUAAAAACAAACAAGCUAAUCGGAGCCAAAAACGAGUGAGUUUUCUGCUUUCGAAACAGAAGAGAAUGAAAUUCCAUUGGAAAAAUGCUUGAAUUUUCAGUCGAUACGUCAGUUCGUGGUGAAACCAACAGAUUUGUGGGCGGCAGGUCCUUCGCAGCCGCUCGUCGUUUUCGUCAAUCCCAAGUCCGGCGGAAAUAAGGUAUUUUAAAGCUGAUUAUUCAUUUUUUCAAGCCUUUCGAUGGUUUUGUAUCUCAUAAAUAACAACUUUCGCAGAAUAUGAAACCCUUUUCAGAAAAAUAAAUGGAAGAAUCACUUCAUCCUAACACAAAAAUAAUUUCUCAUUCUGUCAAAAUGAAUAGUUAUUCAAGGAAUGACAAAGAAUGAUAUCAAAUAAUGUCGAUAGGGGUCCAAGGCGCUUCACACUCUUUGUUGGCUUCUCAACCCACGGCAGGUCUUCGACAUCACCAGUCUCAAAGGUCCCAAGUUUGGGUGAGCGGUUCUGUAGAAUGCAAACUGACUUGUCUUUUGUUCAGUCUGGAGGUUUUCCGGAAAGUCGUGACGCAGCUGAGACUUCUGGUCUGCGGCGGCGACGGAACCGUCGGCUGGGUCCUCUCCACUCUCGACAGCGUCAGUUCAAUGUUUCAUGCAACCUUGUCAUUAUUCGCAAUGCAGUUGAACUGGCCCGCCUACCCACCGAUGGCCAUCAUGCCCCUAGGAACCGGUAACGAUCUCGCCAGGUUAGCAUCGUCUUCCUGUCAACCCCGAAAGCCGUUCAGGUGUAUGGGAUGGGGCGGAGUGUUCUCUGACGAGCCCCUCAGCCAGCUUCUACAGGCGAUUCUUCAUGAAACUACCGUCACGCAUCUGGAUAGGUUUGUUUAAAGCCAGAAAGGGCGAAACUUGAAAUAUUCCACGUAAAACUUUUGGAUCCAAAGGAAAAUUGAACAAUUCAAGAUUUCUAAGUUUUUCUCAUAGGUUUCGAAACGCUUCAAAAUACAAUUUUUUUAUUGUUUUUUUUUAUUGUUCGCUCACAGACAGAUCUGUGGCGUGAAGGAAGAGAGCCAGAAAAGUUAUAUUUGCCUUCACUUCGAUAAAGCUCCACUUCAAUUUAAAAAUAUUGAAGGUCGAACAGAAGAGAAUAAAAAUAAAGCAAUAUAUCAACGAAUUUAGAUUAUGGUCUCCUGAGGUUAAAUUUUGAUUUGUUUUUUUGUCAACACAAACUCACUGCGGUUGAAAAUUAUCUCCUUUCAUAUUUUUCAGAGUUUUUGUGAGUCAACUCCUGCUUCCGGACUCAUGACGCUUUUAACUUGCUCAUUUAUGCUUUUUAAAACGGUCUCUACUUUUUUCAUUCAAGAAAAAAAUUCUCUGGACUAGAUUUUCUAGCACGUUUUGCUCACCUGCUCAUCUUCAGAUGGCGGAUCGACGUCGAGCCCAACACAACGUGCUCCUUGGAGUGCGAAGACGACGAGGCUGUUCAGUCGGCCUUGCCACUCACCGUCAUGAACAACUACUUCUCGAUCGGCGCCGACGCACACGUCGCCCUGCAGUUCCACCAUAGUCGCAGUUGGUUCCGAAGCCAUUUCUCCUCUGAAGGAAAUCUCAGGUGCCAACCCGCAGAUGCUCAACAGUCGCUUGAAGAACCGGAUCGCCUAUGGAGGCUUGGGAACUAUCGAUUUGUUCAAGCGGAGCUGGAAAGAUCUCUCCGAAUUCAUCACUUUGGAGGUUCGUCGCAGCUCAGUUUUGAAUUGAAGUUUUUUUUUGAUUAAAUUUUUGAACUCGUUCUAGGUAUACUUUUCUUUUCUCCACCAACGCAGGUUUUUCAUCAUUUUAUUUUUGUUUACAGUGCGACGGCGUAGACGUGACUGGACGAAUAAAGGAACUGAAGCUGCACUGCAUUCUUUUCCACAACAUCACCUACUACGCGGGCGGCACGAUUCCGUGGGGGACCGACAACAGCGACGCGAAGACGAGUUGCUGCGACGGCAAGGUCGAGGUCCUUGGCUUCACCACAGCCACUCUGGUGAGUUGUUCGUUCUGCGCCCAAUGAUCAACUGCGGCUUCAGGCGACUCUUCAAAUGGGAGGGAAAGGCGAGAGAAUCGCUCAAUGUUCCAGGGUACGGGUUGUGACGCAGAAGCCGAUUCCGAUGCAGGUUAGUGAGAUUGGGCAGAGCCUUCGAAUGGCCUAGAACUCAGGUCGACGGCGAGCCUUGUCUUCUUGCACCCUCCAUCAUUCACCUCAACUUCCACAGCAAGGUCUGCGACCAAGUACCUUUUUCAGAACUGGAAGAGAUUCUCAGGUGCCGAUGUUGCGUCGCGAGAAGAAAACGCCUUGCACGCCGAACCUAAUGAGAAGGAACACGAGGGCAGACAAACGCGACUCCCAGGUGAGAUUUCCCUUUCACAACUGCUUUUCAGGAUAUGGACUUAAUUUCAAUACUAGAAAGAACAAUACUUUCAAGUAGUAAAAUUCUUAAUAAAUUAAAAUUUGGUCUUUAGGUCAUCUAUCCAACUCCAGAACUUCAAAAUUUUUUUAUUUCAAAAAUUUCAAUUUUAAUAUUCAUUUGCGUGUGCUCCCUCAGCAAUAGCAUAGUCUAAAGAUAGAGGAUUUUAAAAGGAAGAAAAAGGUUGUGACGUUGCUCAGGUACAGUCGACGUCUCUAAUCAUGCAGUUGCCAGUGAUAGUCGUCGGUCGGACUGACUACGACACGUACAAAGACUGCUUCGAAAGGCUCAAAGACACAGGUUCCGCCGGCAAGGAAAGCUCUAGACUCCUUUUUCAGCCUACGAAAUCGGAAUAAUCAAUGUGGAGGCGGAAGCGGAGCUCGACGCUGCCCGAGGACUCAUUCAAAGGCUUUUGGUAGAGCACUCAUCGUUGCCCUACGAGCCGGACAAGAAUUGGCGUUUCCUAGAUUGUUCGUGAUUCUUUCGCAUCCAGCUUUUUAGAAGUAUUUGACUCUGGGGGACUGUUGCGAUUGAAAAAAAGAUCCUUUUUAUUCUGGAAAAGAAACUUUUUUUCUUUUUUUCUCGGAGGAAAUUUGAAAAAAAUAUAUCCCAAUUUCGCAUGGUAAGGGUUUUUUUUUUAAAUACGCAAAGUUUAUCAUAUGAAACUUCCAAUCGCAUAUCAAAAUUGUCUUUUUGAAACUAGGUCCUUUUGCUUUUUUGUGUUCUUUGAAAAAUCAACUUUUCUUGAAGAAUCAAAAGCAUGUGGUUUCACUUCUUACAGUUAAACAUAACAUUUUCGCUUUCAAUCAAACUUCAUUUCAGACGUGUCAAACUCAGACGAAGGAACUUUUCGUGUGUCGCGUCAGCAAGAAACGCUGCAAUCGGUGUCGGAUGUGUGCAAUCCAGACGAGUGCGUCCUUAUUCUGGACCACGCUUUUCCGUCCAUCACUGACCGCUCCGCCGAGGAACUUUUCCACCCUCCGGCCAGGUUCGAUCUCGAGUCCCGCCUUGAAAACGAGAAACCCCCACACAGCGCCUGCCCUCCGCCCCCGCCCUCACAGAACACGACGCGAUCGCAGCAUCACCACGGCGGUCGACGUAUCUCCGAGACGUUGCGCAUCGUUCUCAGCAGCGACGCCCAGGAGACCCAUCUCUAG